UUCGCCACCCAGAUACGUUGUUACUCGUGUCCGGUUAUGGUGUAUUAGGCUCACUUGCAUUUCUUGUAUUAUUAUUCAGAAACAUUUUAUCAAUCUGUGUUAUAUUUAAUUUUUUGAAAACGAAAAACAACCACCAAGAUCUGGACACUGACAUGAGUUUCAUAUAGUGUGCAAGUUUCUGUCUAAAUAGUGUCCAUAGGAUUUUUAUAAAAUUAUAGAGGACAAUGAGAUAUCUGGUUCUGUUACUCGUGUUACUGAAGCUGGUGGAUCGAACACAACAGCAGAUUAGGCCUUUUAUUGGUUCGUGUCAAGAUGCAUCAAUUCAGGGAACAAUUCAAGUGUCCAUUGAAGAAGCAGACCGCCAGAUUGACCUUGACCAGUAUCCGACUAGAUACCGAUCUGGUUUACGUCUGCGAGCGGACCCCAGCACCAUAGGACUGCAGUUUGAUAUGGUACAGCAGCAGGCGCGCCUCGACCCCAACCAGUACUUCCUUUUGGAGGAUGGUCCAAGAAGUGACAGGCUGCCGGGAAGAGAAUGGUUUCUGCAACUCAUACGACCACUUGAUAGAGAUGGUGAAACACCAUCUCCAGGUGAUGACAUUAAUCGGGAUGAGUAUGCAAUGCAGUGCACAGAUUUGUUGACAAGAACAACUUUCUUUAUAGAACUGUUGGUUUUGAUUGCUGAUGUUAAUGACAAUGCUCCACAGUUUUUGAUGGCCCCAUACUCUGUGUCGGUCAAUGAGUUGACACCUGUUGGCACCACAUUGUUUCGAGGCAUUAAGGCUACUGAUAAAGACUAUGGUGACAAUAAAAAUAUUGUCUUCAGCAUUUUGUCAGGAGAUGGGACAUUGAGUGAUGGCAGCAAUAAGUUUUUAAUUGGAGGUCCAAUGUCUGGUUUGAUCACUAUCAACCAGGUGCUUGACUUUGAAAGUCUGAGUGCAUCUGGAAACACAAACUACAUCCUCACCAUCCAGGCUUCUGAUUCUGCUCCUAAUCCCAAAGACAGAAAGACAACCCAGACAACUUUAACCAUAACCAUUACAGAUGGUGAUGACCUGCCACCAGUUUUCUAUUACCCAUCAUGUCGAAAAAACAGAGGCGCCUGUUUCAAUCCUGAGUAUGAAGCAAACAUCAUGUCAGGGGGUAGUCUUGGGCCACUGAAGACCAUCCCAAUUCCAUCGUCCGUUCUAAAUAUGGUGAAACCGAUCCAGGCCAUGGACCAAGACCUGUCUCUGAAUUACCCAAUUGUGUUCUCGUUAGUGCACACUACCCCGACCGGAUACGAGGCCUAUUUCGCUCUGAAGACCAUCCCUCCACCAUCAGGAAACCUGUACACAGCUGAGCUGUCACUGACUAGACCAGUUAGCAGGAGUGACGUUUCUAAAUUGCGAGUUGCUCUUAAGGCUCAAGAAGUGUCCGGCAGUGAGCGAUUUAACCGCGCUAUUAUUUAUAUAAAUGUGAUCGCAGCUAAUGACCAUGACCCAGUUGUGACUUCCUCAACAGGGGAGCUUACUGGGUACAUAAAGGAAGAUGCAGUUAGAGACUUCUAUGUAAAAGAUCGUAACUACAAAGAUGCUUUGAGACUGUUGGUCUCCGAUCUUGAUAUCUCACCUGGAGAACCCCCACAGCAGUACACAUUUUCAGCUGUUUCUCCAAGUACAUUCGUUGUUGAUGUUGAUGGAUUUGUGCGACUCUCAGCAGCUAGUUUGGAUUUUGAAACUUCAAGGAUGUAUAUUUUUCAGUGUAUAGUGAGAGAAGCGAGUACCCCAGAGAAGAGAUCAACGACGACAACUCUGACUGUCAGCGUGCUUGAUAUCAAUGACAACGUUCCCAUCUUCCAGUCCACCCAGUAUGAUGUACAGAGACCGGCAGGAACGUACAGUGUCCCUGAUGCUCUUGUUAGAGUUGUUGCAACAGACAAAGAUUGGGGAAAGCUUGGCAAGAUAACAUACAGCAUAGGAAGUGUCACGAACAAUCAGAUGUCGAAGUUUUCCAUCGACAAGAAAGGUCAAGUGUUUCUAGUGGGCCAGGUGGCGGAGGGUGAAUCCUACGUGAUAGUUGUUGAUGCAGCGGAUGGUGGAGUACCUGCACGAAGAGCCACAGCUAUAGUAUCUCUGGAAAUAUCCUCAUCUGGAAACAAGGCUCCUGUCAUUCUGGCUGAACAGUACACAAUCUAUGUCAGCGAGGGAAUCAAAGAGAACCAAGUGGUUUUUAAAACACCUGCUACUGAUGUUGAGAAUGAUCCCUUGUCGUUUUCCAUUGUAAACUCCAAGAAUAGCUGGGACAACACAUUUAUCGUUGGAAGAGAUGAAGCCACAGCUAUAGUAUCUCUGGAAAUAUCCUCAUCUGGAAACAAGGCUCCUGUCAUUCUGGCUGAACAGUACACAAUCUAUGUCAGCGAGGGAAUCAAAGAGAACCAAGUGGUUUUUAAAACACCUGCUACUGAUGUUGAGAAUGAUCCCUUGUCGUUUUCCAUUGUAAACUCCAAGAAUAGCUGGGACAACACAUUUAUCGUUGGAAGAGAUGAUGGCAAGGUUUUAAAUCGGGUUAAGCUUGACAGGGAAACUAUAGCUGAGUACUUUCUGAAUAUCACAGUUGCUGAUUCGUCUUUCCUAAUUGAUUCAACUGUUCUGCAUAUUGUGGUGACUGACAUUAAUGACAACAGUCCUGUCUUCACUGGUCCUGGUCUUGUUGGCAAGAAGUACACAUUCAGUCUAAAGGAAGGUCUGACACCCCCAAGAGUUAUUGGAUCAGUGCAGGUAAUUUAA
Messenger RNA from Gigantopelta aegis, 2768 nucleotides. Its product is annotated as cadherin-99C-like. The record is from RefSeq and is a predicted model, not a curated record. Gene Ontology annotation, cellular component: catenin complex; plasma membrane. Gene Ontology annotation, molecular function: calcium ion binding; cadherin binding. The transcript has 20 exons. Bases 225 to 2768 code for a protein of 847 amino acids. Gene Ontology annotation, biological process: homophilic cell-cell adhesion. NCBI's taxonomy places the organism in Eukaryota, Metazoa, Mollusca, Gastropoda, Neomphalida, Peltospiridae.